CAGGUUGUCAGCGUCUCUUGACACUUGUCACCUUUGUCUCCCCCCUGCCCCAAGGCUGGCGCUCCCGUGAGUGGAGACAUCCAAGACCGUAUGGAAAUUCCAGGAGAGAGCGGUGCCUCCAGAUGAGCAGAGAUCAGGAAUUGCCGGUUUGUGACGACCGAUAAUUCUCUCUAAGGCGAUGGCGUGGACCAGAAUGAGAAAUAAAUUUCCGUCGCUGAUUGCAAAGUAAAAAAGAAGCAGGCGACAGACUGAGACUGCCAAGCGAAAGAUGGACCCUUGUGAAGAUCUGGCAAUGCCCAGCAGUAAGCUCCACGACUCCAGGGGGCAUGAACCCAAUGAACUUGAAGGACCACAGGCCAGGGCUCCUAAGGCCCUGGGGAAAGAAUCUGGCAAGAUGUGGAGCCAGAAAUACCAGCUGCAGAGCAGAAACGUGGAGAGCAGCAACAGGAAAAAGCUGGCCACUAUUGCUUCAGAACACACUUCCAAAAACACGGAUACCUUUGUGGCAGUUUUUUCAUUUCUGUCUGGAAGGUUCGUGCACAUUUCUGAACAGGCUGCUUCGAUCCUGAAUUGUAGGAAAGAUUUCUUGGAGUCCUCUCAUUUUGUUGAGCUGCUUGCCCCUCAAGAUGUGAGGGUGUUCUACACACACACUGCCCAUGCUCAGCUUCCCUUCUGGAACAACUGGACCCAAAGAGCAGCAUCACAGUGUGGAUACGCUCCAGUGAAAUCCUUCUUCUGCCGGAUCCGUGGAGGAGGAGACAGAGGGCAAGAGAAGCAUUCCUCCCCGUUCCGGAUCAUCCCCUAUUUGAUUCACGUACACAGCUCUGCCCACCUGGAACCUGAGCCCUGCUGUCUCACGCUGGUUGAGAAGAUUCACUCUGGCUACGAAGCUCCCCGAAUCCCAGUGGAUAAAAGAAUUUUUACCACAACACACACCCCAGGGUGUGUUUUUCUUGAAAUAGAGGAAAGAGCCGUGCCUUUGCUGGGUUACCUACCUCAGGAUCUGAUUGGAACAUCUGUCUUAAUGUAUUUGCACCCGGAGGACCGUUCUCUGAUGGUUGCCAUACACCAGAAAGUCUUGAAGUAUGCAGGCCAUCCUCCCUUUGAACAUUCACCUAUUAGAUUUUGUACUCAAAAUGGAGAUUACAUCGUAUUGGAUUCCAGCUGGUCCGGCUUUGUGAACCCGUGGAGCCGGAAGGUUUCUUUCAUCAUUGGUCGGCAUAAAGUCCGAACGAGUCCACUAAAUGAGGAUGUUUUUGCUACCAGAAUAAAAAAGAUGAACAGUAAUGAUAAAGACGUAACAGAAUUACAAGAACAAAUUCACAAACUUCUCUUACAGCCGGUUCACGUGGGUGCCUCCAGCGGCUACGGAAGCCUGGCGAGCAGUGGUUCUCAGGAGCACCACGUCAGCGUAGCAUCUUCCAGCGAGUCCAGUGGGCACUGUGCAGAGGAGAUACAGAAGGAACCGUUGACUUUGCAGCAGGUGUAUGCCAGUGUAAACAAAAUUAAGAACCUAGGUCAGCAGCUCUACAUCGAGUCAAUGACCAAAUCACCAGAUAAGCAAGUGAUGCGGACACGCACAGGACGGCUUGGUGGUGAGCAGAAGGCCUUUUCUUCCUUCCAGACACUGAAAAAUAAUAGCAAGUACAGUGAGUCUUGUGAGGAUUUGAGAAAAGAUCAGCAUAGCCCGUCCUAUCAGCAGAUCAACUGUAUUGAUAGCGUUAUCAGAUACCUGAAGAGCUACAACAUUCCAGCUCUGAAAAGAAAGUGUAUAUCCUGUACAAAUACAGCUUCUUCGUCCUCAGAGGAAGACAGACAAAACCACACGGCAGAUGAUGUCCAAGCAUUGCAAGCUGUUUCUCAGAUCCCAGCCAUACCUAAAUCGGAAAUGCCCACUGAUGGACAGUCCAUGGACGCUGAAGCAGGAGCUCCCCGGACCCUGUCCACGGCAGCACUGAGCCUGGGUUCUGGCAUCAGCCAGUGCAGUUACAGCAGCACCAUUGUUCACGUCCCGCCCCCGGAGUCAGCAGAAGUGACUCCCGCAGAGGAUCACACCCGAGCCUCUGAGCCCUGGACUGUAAGCAAACACCCAGCUCCACCAACCUCAGAGGAGCUUAAACACGUAGGGCUCACUAAGGCUGUGCUGUCAGCCCACACGCGGAAGGAGGAGCAGAAUUACGUCGGUAAAUUCCGGGAGAAGAUGCUGUCAUCGCCCUACAGCUCCUAUCUUCAGCAAGGAAGUAGAAGCAAAGCUGAAUAUUCAUAUGUUCAAGGAGAUUCCACUUCCAAGCAGAGCAGGUCAGCUGGUUUCCGGAAGGGGAUGCACAAGCGGAAGAAGCGCCCUGUGCCAUCAGACAGCAGGAGCUCUAAGGGCACCUCCCGUCCCCACUUUAGGGGAGAGGUCCGGAACGUACAGCCCUGGUGCCCUGCCCCUGCCUCCUCUCCUCACGCCUCUGGCCUGUCCUUCCCGGCUGCAGUGAUGGUUCCCAGCCAGGCCCCUUAUCUUGUACCAGCUUUUCCCCUCCCAACCGUGAGCCCUCAGGGAAAAGAACACACAGCCUCAGUCACUGCAGUGCAGUGUCCGCCUGAGCCGCUCCUAUCCAAUGGCUUGCAGCCUCUUCCAGCUCUCCCUCCUCCUUACUUAGACACUUUUAUGACCAUUUUCCUGCGUGACCCCCUUAUGUGUCCUCUGCUGUCACCAUCACUCUCCCCAUAUCCAUUUUUGGGAGCAACAGGCUCUUCUGAAAUACCACCGUCGGUAUCAGCAGUGGCUCCAAACCUGGAACCACCAUCUUCAGUCAUCGACCAAAGGAGAGGCGAGAAGUGGGAGACACAGAGUGGAGAGCACCAGUUCACUAGCUCGAGAAGCAGCUCACCGCUGCAGCUGAACUUACUUCAGGAAGACCCGCCCAAGUCCUGGGAGUCUUCAGACCAGAUGAGAGGGGAUGUUUGCCCAGAAGCUGAGUAUCAGUGUGUUACAGGCGACAGUGGGAACAGGAGCAGUCGUUUUCCCGCCAGUGAACCGUCCAUGGUGUUACUUCCCCAGGAGUCUCCGCCUGGAACUAGUUCUGCAGCAUCAGGAAGCAGUGACAGCAGUGUAUGCUUUGCUACUAGUGAUUUUCCUUCUGAGAUCACCCCAAAUGGGCAGCAGUCUCAGGAUGUACAGAGAAAAGAAACAUUUCCCAGUGUAGCUGAAGAGGCCAUCUGGAGAAUGAUAAAACAAACACCUGAGUGCAUUCUAAUGACAUACCAGGUGCCUGACAGGGUUAAAGAAAUUGUACUGGAAGAAGACCUAGAAAAGCUAGAAAGCAUGAGGCAGCAACAGCCACAGUUUUCUCACGGACAGAGGGAGGAGCUGGCCACGGUGCAUUCUUGGAGUCAGAGCCAGACUGUCCCUCAGGAAAUAGACCUCCAGGGCUGUGUCUCUUGCAAAAACAAAGAUUCAGUUGGUGAUGCUACAGAGUCCUGUGACCAAGAGCCAGCACAAGACAGCAGUUGAGCGACCAUGGAGAUGUGCCUGCACACCCUUUCCAGGACCUGCUGGACAGCUAGACCUCUGUGUGUGUUUCUUUAAACCCCUGACUCUUAAGUGACCAUAAGGUUAUCAUUGAAUGUUAAGGUUUUUCUUUCUUGACUUU
This is a messenger RNA of Ceratotherium simum simum (southern white rhinoceros), 3638 nucleotides long. NCBI's taxonomy places the organism in Eukaryota, Metazoa, Chordata, Mammalia, Perissodactyla, Rhinocerotidae. The record is from RefSeq and is a predicted model, not a curated record.